Molecule: messenger RNA, 3728 nt
Organism: Frieseomelitta varia
Lineage: Eukaryota; Metazoa; Arthropoda; Insecta; Hymenoptera; Apidae
Product: patj homolog
Exons: 19
Coding region: 245-3406 (1053 amino acids)
Molecular function (GO): protein binding
Source: RefSeq, a predicted model, not a curated record
UUUCCUAUGGCAAGAACUGUCAAGCAUUCGAUAGUUUGGCACAGUCAGCUGAUGGCAAGAUGCAAUUAGACGCUUCCUGUGAUAUUUCACGAAAUCGAUUGUAAUUUACGUGUUUAACCGUGAAAUUACCCGAGAAUCAUCGACUCGCGAUCUGUUUGCCUUCUACUUCAAAUUUUCGAAGGAAUUUAGGAUCCACAAGACUUUUUAUACUCGUUUAACUGAAGCAAUUCUACCAAAAAACAAAAUGCCUCUAAGUGCAGACAUAUCCACAGCUCUUCAUUUAUUGGAGCACGUUCAAGAAAGGGUGGAGGAUUGCAAUGACCCAAAGCUACAAAUGCACACAACUCAAGAUAUUAAGUCAUUGAUUUCUCUUCUGGAAGAUCCGGUAUUCCGCAGCAUAGUGACGAUUCAAGAUUCGCUGAUCGAACUGAACAGUCAACUGGGACAGCAUCCAUCUAUCAUCCCUGGCGAUUUUGACAUCAAUAUCAGUGGACAAUUGGAACUCUCUGUCCCUAGCACACCAGUGCAACCACUUGGAUCGAAUGUGUAUCAAGAUCUAUAUCAAGAUAGCAGUGAAUUAGAAGAUCAAAGGGUUCCAGUUGUUCCAUUAGUGCACAGCAGCAGCGAGGAUACCAGCGCACAGGUUACAAGUCCAAGUCUUGUAUCUGAGGUUAUGGGAAUGCCUCCAAUUACAACAACAACGUAUGCUAAGGAAUUCAAGAAAGUUAUUGAAGCUGCAGCUAGAGGACGUCAAGUAUUCACCGUGCAGUUGUAUAAACCAGAAGGUACGAGUCUUGGAUUUAGUGUGGUCGGUCUUCGCAGCAAGGACAAAGGAGAGCUGGGUAUCUUCUUGCAGGAGAUACAACCGAAAGGCAUUGCUGGCUGUGAUGGCCGACUGCUAGAGGGAGAUCAGAUAUUGGCGAUAGAUGGACAACCACUAGACUCGAACAUCUCUCAUGAACAGGCAAUCUCAAUCCUUCAGAAGGCACGUGGUCUGGUUGAGUUGGUCGUAGCAAGAAGCGCCCAAGACGUUGGGAGCUCUUUGCCGACGGAUGAGUUGUCCGGAGCAUCGAGUUCGACAGCGGCCGCGGGAGCAGGUGCGUCCAUCAUCGGCGGCGUUGUCGGCGGGACAACGAACCAGGCCGGCUCCGACAAGGAUCAAUCGGUGUCCACGUCGUCCAUCGUCACACCAGCGCCGACCCCCAAGUCCAGCCAGCCGGCGAGCACCGCUUCGGCGGCAACACCGACACCGCCGACCUCGACCCCGGUACCUGGAGGCCUCGUUGUCGAAAGGAGCCCCUCCGCCGUCAGCGACGCCUCCAAGAGUGGCUCUGACAUGGUGCUGAACACGGAAUGGGCACAAGUUGAAGUUAUAGAUCUCAUCAACGAUGGCAGUGGUCUUGGAUUCGGAAUCGUCGGUGGGCGAAGCACUGGUGUCGUCGUCAAGACAAUUCUUCCGGGGGGUGUCGCCGAUCGAGAUAAUCGGCUGCAGAGCGGGGACCAUAUAUUGCAAAUCGGCGAUGUCAAUCUGCGGGGAAUGGGAAGUGAACAGGUUGCGGCAGUCCUGCGACAAUCCGGCACGCACGUGCGCCUCGUUGUCGCCAGACCUGUCGAACCAACCUCGCCAGAUUACCAGGCACUCGGCAGCCACGCUCCGAUCGUACCCACGAAGAUUCUGGGUGACCCCGACGAGUUGGAUCGUCACUUGGUGCACAGCGUGCCGGAGACGUACAACAUUCGCCACGUGCAGCCCGACAACGCGUACGACAACGGUUACAUGUACUCUCAGGAAUCCGACGUCGAGAUGCACGCAAGGCCAGGCCUCAUCAUGGACGUAGUACGCAAUCCAAUGCCAAUUGGAGCGAUGCCAGUGAUACCGACGGUUCCGGUACAGAUUCCGGAGCUUCCGGUCCUCACCAUGGACACCAUUGAUGUUAAUUCACUGCCAGAAAUGGAACGAUUCACCGUCGAGCUUAAGAAGGACAUUUACGGCCUUGGGAUCACCAUCGCUGGAUACGUGUGCGAGAAAGAGGAGCUGUCUGGCAUCUUCGUGAAGAGCAUCAGCGAGGGUAGCGCGGCAGACUUGAGCAACAAGAUCCAAAUAAACGAUAGAAUAGUGGAGGUGGACGGUCAUUCUUUACAGGGUUACUCAAAUCACGAGGCCGUCGAGGUAUUACGCCGCACCGGGCAAACGGUAGUUCUAUGCCUGGAGAGAUAUCUACGUGGACCAAAGUACGACCAGCUUCAACAGGCAAUCGCGGCCAGUGAACUGAGACUACCUCAACCGAGCUCCCCAUCAAUCACCAGUUUGCCAAGCUUCCCAAUUAGCGCGGAUGGAGAGACUACUACUGAGAUAGAACCGGAAGGAGAAUCGCACACGACUGUCGACAGCGCUGUUCUACAAGAGGGUGAACGCGAAAGAGCCUCGGAGGAAUUAGAUGACGCUGCCAAUGUGGAGGCUUUGUUGAGCGACCCAUCCAGCGAGCUUACACCUCAGAUUCGAGCCGCCAUUAAGGCGAAAUGGCAGAAGAUUGUGGGUCCAGACACGGAAAUUGUGGUAGCGCAAUUGAAAAAAUUCGCGGAAGGCAGCGGCCUUGGAAUAAGCUUGGAGGGGACGGUGGAUGUGGAGAAUGGACAGGAAGUCAGACCGCAUCAUUACAUAAGAUCGAUCCUCCCGGAAGGACCGGUGGGACAAAAUGGAACGCUGCGUUCCGGGGAUGAAUUGCUGGAGGUGAACGGAUACCGAUUGCUCGGCAUUAAUCACAUGGAAGUAGUUAGCGUGCUAAAAGAAUUACCGAUACACGUUCGAAUGGUCUGCGGAAGGAACAUCGCCUCGCAGGAUCCCCUCUGUCCUAUCGACACCGCUCAGCAUCAAGCCGCGUUCCAAACGAGAAGCAUCCUUGGCGGAUCUCUGCAAAAUUUACUGCCAACGAUGGACCGUUUGGUGAAGGCCAAGUCCGAUGGCUCGCUGGCAUCGACGACCACCACCGCUACGGUGACGGAUGCAAGCUUGAAUAAGAUGAAGUCGCGAUCUUUGGAACCGUUGACCGGUCUGGCGAUGUGGAGCUCCGAACCGCAGAUCAUCGAACUGGUAAAGGGAGAACGGGGCCUUGGGUUCUCCAUUUUGGAUUAUCAGGAUCCAAUGAACCCCAACGAGACUGUGAUAGUAAUAAGAUCACUGGUACCUGGUGGUGUGGCUCAAGUAGACGGUCAAUUGAUACCAGGCGAUCGUCUGCUGUUCGUCAACGACAUCGCCCUCGAGAACGCGACGCUAGACCAGGCGGUGCAGGCGUUGAAAGGCGCUCCAAAGGGCACCGUGCGCAUCGGUGUGGCCAAGCCAUUGCCCAUCCCAGACAGUAUUGUCCAGCGUGUCCCUAUGAUCGUGAUAGAACCGGCCUCGGAAUGAUUCUACACGCAAAAGGCAAUGCUUAAACGUCCAGAACCGGAACCGUUUACGAAGUUGCGAAGUUCGAUCAAUUUGCCGCAAGUUAACCUGACCAAAGAACGAACGAAACCGAAAUUAAUGAAAAAAAAAAAAAAAAGAAAAAGAAAAACGAAAUAAAAAAUAUUAAAAAAAAAAAUGAAUUGAUGAAAUACUAUAUAUAGUAUUUAUAUAUAGUAUCUAUAUAUAUACAUAUACACACAAUGUGCUCGUCUAAUCGACCAUUUUAAUAAUAACAGUGAUAUUCAUAUCGGAGAGCAAUGACCAAUCACGAUGUAACAUUAUA